Lotus japonicus is the source of this 426-nucleotide messenger RNA. RefSeq lists its product as uncharacterized. The record is from RefSeq and is a predicted model, not a curated record. Lineage: Eukaryota; Viridiplantae; Streptophyta; Magnoliopsida; Fabales; Fabaceae. The transcript is spliced from 2 exons. Bases 1 to 426 code for a protein of 141 amino acids. Gene Ontology annotation, molecular function: nucleic acid binding; RNA-DNA hybrid ribonuclease activity.
AUGGAUAGCGAUCAUGCUUGGCUGAAGGUUGGUUGGAGGCUGCCACCGUCAAAUUUUCUGAAAUUAAACGUUGAUGGGAGCUCUGCGACAAAUUCUGAUCAGAUGGGCUGGGGAGGUGCAAUUCGUGAUGCUGCAGGGAAUUGGAUUCAAGGUUUCCAGAGUAACUCGAAGCACAAUUCAACAUUUGUGGCGGAGGCCAUGGCUCUUCGAGAUGGUCUCACUACUGCCAAGAACCAUGGAUCGCGCCAGCUCUUGUGUGAAUCCGAUUGUAACACUGGAGAGUGGAUCCAUCGUGAUGGUAAUGCUACAGCUGAUUGGCUUGCUAGAAGGGGCUGUCGGGCAAUCAACCAAGGAACCAUGUUGCUCAACUCGCUGCCUCCGGAGUUGGAAGUUAUCCUGUUGCAGGAUAUGUUUGGUGUAGUGUAA